This is a messenger RNA of Culex quinquefasciatus (southern house mosquito), 902 nucleotides long. Its product is annotated as putative RNA polymerase II subunit B1 CTD phosphatase RPAP2 homolog. Gene Ontology annotation, cellular component: nucleus; cytoplasm. Lineage: Eukaryota; Metazoa; Arthropoda; Insecta; Diptera; Culicidae. The record is from RefSeq and is a predicted model, not a curated record. The coding region runs from base 71 to 841 and encodes 256 amino acids. The transcript is spliced from 4 exons. Gene Ontology annotation, molecular function: RNA polymerase core enzyme binding; RNA polymerase II CTD heptapeptide repeat phosphatase activity.
CCUGUCAAGCUGUAUUUACCUUGGCUACACGCAUAUCGCAUCAACUCGCAAGAAGCUUGGCCGUACAACAAUGUUCGACAACGAAAAUUUUCACGUUUUUCGCGAUGAAAAUGCCGUCAAAGAAAAGGAAAAGGUCAGCCGCACCAAUCUGCCGCGCAAGGCGAAGAAUUUCAGUAAGGCCCAACUUCAGCUAGCCCUGCGGAAGAAGAAGGAGUGCAACGUCAAGGCCCAACAGGUUGUUGAGGCCCUGCUGGAACCGGUUACGGACGUGGACAGAUUUCUACUAAUGUUGCGGGACAUCAACCAGUGCCACUUUGAGGAUAUCAUCCAGGAACGGGCUAUUUCACUGAACUGCGGAUAUCCGCUGUGCCCGAAGCAGCUCGAUAAAAUCCCCUCCCAAAAGUACGUGAUAUCGCUGGCCAGCAAGAAGGUGUUCGACAUCACGGAGCGAAAGAACUUUUGCAGCGGCCAAUGCUACAAAGCGUCCAACUACAUCAAGAACCAGAUGCUCACCAGUCCGCUGUGGUUGCGCGACCAGGAGGACAUUCCCGAGUUCCGGCUGCUCAGCUCUCAGUCAGAAGCGAAAAAGCCUUCGACCUCCAAACCGCCUCCAACUACUGGCGGAAUGGUGGUGGACCUGGCCGGCAUCAACACGGAUGAUUUGAAGAUUGUGGAGCGGACGUACCCGAAGGAGGAAGGAUGCGCCAUUCGGGAGGGUAGCGAGGUAGUGUUUAAGCAGGAUACGGCGUCGUUGACGACGUCGGAUGGUAACAAGAAGGAAGAGGAGGCGCAGAGCGAGUUGGAGGUUGGGCUGAGCAAGUUGAGUGUGCGGAAUGAUUGAUAUUUAAUUUCUUGAAAAAUAUGUUUGUGAUUUAUUUAAUAAAGUUUUUUUUCGAAAUUUA